AGGAAGUGCGUUGGGGGUUGAGAGAGAGAGAGAGAGAGAGAGAGAGAGAGAGAGAGAGAGAGUCGUUUUUUGGCGCCCUUUCUACGAAGUAUUUGGUUGAACGGCCCUUCAGAUUCUAUCCUCUCCCUUCUAUUUUCUGUUUUUCUUUUCCAAUUAGAUUUAAAUUACUUCAGCCCUCUCAGUUGGCGUCUUAGUUGCAAUUGGCGGCAUCUCUCUCUUUUUCUCUUAUCCGAUUCCAAAGCUUGCUUCAAUGGCGUCGGAGGAACGGCGUCUAGCAAUCAAGAACGCGAAAGUACUAAUGGUUGGGGCAGGCGGCAUCGGUUGCGAGCUUCUCAAAACUCUCGCUCUAUCUGGUUUCCGAGACAUUCAUAUCAUUGACAUGGAUACAAUUGAAGUGAGUAACUUAAAUAGACAAUUUUUGUUUAGAAAAUCACAUGUCGGGCAAUCUAAAGCAAAAGUUGCUCGAGAAGCUGUCCUAAGAUUUAGGCCUCACAUAAAUAUUAAAGCCUACCAUGCUAAUGUCAAGGAUCCCGAGUUCAAUGUGGAUUUCUUUAAGGAAUUCAAUGUUGUUUUGAAUGGUCUUGAUAACUUAGAUGCAAGGAGACAUGUGAAUCGCCUUUGCUUGGCAGCUGAGGUCCCUUUAGUUGAAAGUGGAACAACUGGGUUUUUAGGGCAGGUUACUGUCCAUGUAAAAGGAAAAACCGAGUGCUAUGAAUGCCAGCCAAAACCCACUCCAAAAACAUAUCCUGUCUGCACAAUUACUAGUACUCCAUCAAAGUUUAUCCACUGUAUAGUCUGGGCAAAGGAUUUGCUCUUUGCGAAGUUGUUUGGGGACAAGAAUCUGGAGAAUGAUCUUUAUGUGCGUUCUAAUGAUGCUUCUAGCUCAUCAGAAAAUGUUGAAGAUGUCUUUGAACGAAGAGAAGGUGAAGAUCAUGAGAAGUAUGGACGGAGAAUAUAUGAUCAUGUCUUUGGACAUAACAUUGAAGCUGCUUUAGCAAAAGAAGAAACGUGGAAAACUAGAAAUAGACCAAAGCCUAUAUAUAGCAGGGAUGUCCUGCCUGACAAGCUUGUUCAACAGAAUGGGAAUUUGAAUAAGAACUCUACAGUUGAUGACCCAUUGUCAGUGUCUGCGAUGACUUCUCUGGGUCUUAGGAAUCCUCAGGAUGUUUGGAGCCUAGUAGAAAACACAAAAAUCUUCCUAGAGUCGCUGAAACUAUUUCUAGGAAAAAGAGAGAAGGAAAUUGGUAGCCUGAUUUUUGAUAAAGAUGAUCAGUUAGCUGUAGAAUUUGUUACUGCAGCAGCAAAUAUUCGGGCGGAUUCUUUUGGGAUUUCUAUGCAUAGCCUCUUUGAAGCUAAAGGCAUUGCUGGUAAUAUUGUUCAUGCUGUUGCCACAACAAAUGCUAUUAUUUCUGGCUUGAUUGUGAUUGAAGCAACCAAGGUUCUCCAAAAUGAUGUAAAGAACUAUAGGAUGACAUACUGUCUUGAACAUCCAUCAAGAAAGAUGCUUCUUAUGCCAGUUGAGCCAUUUGAGCCUAAUAAAUCCUGUUUUGUCUGUUCAGAGGCGCCACUGUCUCUUGAGGUUAACACAUUGCAUACGAAGCUGCGAGACUUUGUCGAGAAGAUUGUGAAAGCCAAGCUUGGCAUGAAUUUGCCAUUGAUUAUGCUUGGAUCAGCCCUUCUCUAUGAGGUUGGCGAUGACCUAGAGGAGGAUAUGGUGGCCAAUUAUGAAGCAAACCUUGAGAAGGUGCUAGCUGAGCUUCCUUCUCCAGUUACUAGUGGAACAAGGCUCACUGUUGAGGAUCUACAACAGGAAUUAUCAUGCGAUAUUAGUAUUAAACACAGAGAAGAAUUUGACGAGGAGAAGGAACCUGAUGGAAUGCUUCUAUCAGGAUGGACACAAGCACCUCAAGUGGAGAAAGAUAAUGAGAAGCCUCUUGGCCAUGGAGAGAGUACAUUAAUUGUAUCCAAGUUAAUGCCACUGGAGAGUGAGGACAAUGGUGAGAUAGAGAUUAUUUCCUCUGGGACAAAAAGAAAACUAUCUCAAAUUUCUGGCGAAAGCACUUCAACUUCUUGUGGAACUCAUUCUAAUGGAGGAGAACCAAAGUUGGAAGUAAUUGAUGACGAAGAUGAAGUUGUCAUUCUCGAUAAUUGGAAUGCAGAAACCAGCAAGAAGAAGAAAGUUUUGUAGUAGCUGAAGCCACUAUUAUUCAGGAUUGACUACGAAGGAGCUUCUGCCAUUGUAAUUUUGUAUCAUUGGGGAGAUAUUUAACUUGUUCUUUUGAUGUGUAACUUAACUCUCAACUUGGUUUGAUAGGUGCCAUACUUGUAAUCCUUUGCUUCAGGAAGACUCUUAAGAGUUCUUUUUUCUAAAUAGGUUGACUAGAAGGUUGUAUCAA
This is a messenger RNA of Macadamia integrifolia, 2396 nucleotides long. Its product is annotated as SUMO-activating enzyme subunit 2-like. Lineage: Eukaryota; Viridiplantae; Streptophyta; Magnoliopsida; Proteales; Proteaceae. The transcript is spliced from 11 exons. Gene Ontology annotation, molecular function: SUMO activating enzyme activity. Bases 251 to 2188 code for a protein of 645 amino acids. The record is from RefSeq and is a predicted model, not a curated record. Gene Ontology annotation, biological process: protein sumoylation. Gene Ontology annotation, cellular component: cytoplasm; SUMO activating enzyme complex.